ACCAGUUGACGCUCGGACAAUAGGCAUCUGGGGUGAGCGUCGGACUAUAAGUGUUUGAGUGUGGGCGAGCAGCGCUUCGUAGUAUGGAUUCUGUAAGAUGGCUUGCUGUCACACUUGCUGCCUUGGGCAUUCAAAUGGCACGAUCUCAUGUGUGCCCGCCUGGCUGGUGGGACUGGCCGUCAGGAACAAGCUGUUAUAAGAUCACCACGUCAACGAUGUCAAAAUCCUGGACAGACGCCCGCCUUUCAUGUCAAGCUUACCAAGGUGACCUCGUCGUUAUCAACUCUGCGGCUGAGCAGUCUUGGUUAAGGACUCAGUUUCGCCUGAUGUCUAUGGCAGACCCGGACCUUGCCCAAUGGUGGGGCGGAGCUACAAACUUGAACGAAAGGAACCAGUGGACCUGGAUAGAUGGGUCAGUGGCGUCUAGCCAAGCAAGUCCUUGGCAGAAAGGCCAACCUGAUAACCAUAAAGGCAGCGAGCACUGUGUUUACGUGAAAGAUGGAGGAUUGAACGAUGAAGAUUGUGCUGUGACUAUGCCCUACGUCUGUGAACGUUGGAAAAACGUGACCUUGAAAUGUGACAUUGACAGUGGUUGGGAAAACUAUCACAACUACUGCUACAAAUUCUUCACAACGAAGAGGAGUUGGAGAGAAGCUCACGAUGUGUGUGAUAACGAAGGUGGUCGUUUAGCUACAGUUUUACUGGAUUCUAUAGAGCGCCAUGUCAUCGACUCUGUUAACAACAAACAGCAGAACGCUUGGAUAGGCCUGCGAUCAGUACCUUCAGAUGCAGGGCCAAUGUGGCGAUGGACUUACUUGAACAUUCCGCUUAGGAAUGGUUACUGGGCGGUCGAGGAAGCCUCAGUGAUACAGAAAGAUUCAGAGAACAGCAGUUGUGCUGAGGUCGUGGCGGGCAAAAGAUUGAAUACGCUUAAAGCCUGGAACAACGCGGACUGCUCUCAGCGUAAAGCCCACAUUUGUGAAAAGCCAGAAGGUGUCUGCGCUGAAGGAUGGAUCCAGUACCAGAGCAAGUGUUACGAGAUCCAAAUUGCCCACCGACUCACCUGGUCCCAGGCCUAUGACUACUGUAGAGCUCACGGAACGAAUGGCUCUCUGGUUGAGAUUAACAGCCCACUGGAACAAAGUUUCAUGAACAAACUACUGAAUGAGCUAAAGGAGAGUGGAGUUCGUCAGAUGUGGAUAGGUUUAAUGGAUGAUGAAGCAGGGGGUGUUACUUACGGAUCGGGAGCUGCCAUCGGCAGCUAUAAAAACUGGGACAAGGCGCCCUCUGACACACCUAACAAAUUCGACUGUGGCAUGAUCUACACAGGUGACAAGCAAGGGAAGUGGUCACUUACAACGAGCUGUUUCCAGUUGAGGCCAUUCAUCUGCCAGCUGCCAACUAAUGUACCCGUUCAAGCUGUGACGACACCAAAACCCGAGAUGAGUUGUGAACCUGGCUGGGCCCUCUAUAUGAACCAAUGUCUGCUGUUCAAUGACACUGUCCUAGACUGGAUGGAAGCUCAACACGCAUGUCAAGGACAAAGUGGCCGGCUUGUUUCAGUCCAAGAUGAAUCAAAACAGAGUUUCAUAAACGGUCGCAUUUCCUCAGCAGUGAUGUGGACAGGCCUAAAUGACCGAAGUGAAGAAGGGUCAUUUAACUGGGCAGAUGGAACAAUGACAACAUUUACCAACUGGUACUCAGGUUACCCUCACAAGAAAGGGGAGAUGAACUGUGUUGGCAUGGUGUCAGAAUCCGGACACGCUGGCCAAUGGAAAGACCUUGCCUGUAACGCCAAGCAUGGUUUCAUUUGCCAAAAGCCAGCCUUGAUAAACGGUGUAACUCCUGCCCCUGGAUCUACCCCUACCACACUCACAUGGAGUGCUCGGUGUGGACCGAACUGGGAAGAGGACAUCAACCUUGGUUUCUGUUACUCCUUUCAAGAUAGGCCUCUUUCUUGGCUCGACGCAGGCCAGUGGUGCUCUCAGAACGGGGGACAGCUUGCUAGUAUCACCACUAUACAGGAACAGUACUUUAUAGCCGGACGAGCAAGGAGUAUGUCAUCGUUUGCGGUGUGGAUUGGAGCAAAUGACCGUGAUGAUAACAGGUGGAUGUGGACGGACGGGUCACCUUUCGCUUAUCUCAACUGGAAACCCGGUGAGCCCAACAACCCAUCCAGCGAGAACUGCGUGAACAUUGUGGUAAGCUCAGGUCUCUGGAACAACUACAGGUGCGAUUCGAGAAACGGGUUCGUCUGCAAGAAGUCCAAUGGGAUUGGGCCGCCAACAUCCGUCAAACCGACGACAACUGUCCAAGCUGGCAUGACAUUCGGUUGUCCCAAGGGAUGGAACAGCUACAAGAACAAGUGUUAUUUAUUUAAGUCUCAGCGAGGAGAUCAACCUGCUGCUGUGCUCCAGUGUCGCCAGUUAGGCGCAGAUCUGGUCAGUAUCGCUGAUGUCGACGAACAAAACUUUAUAUCGAGUCAAGUGAAAGGUUAUGGUCAGUACUGGAUUGGACUAAAUGACCGAGAAAUAGAGUGGACAUACCGUUGGACAGACGGCGCUCCUGUAACAUUCACUUCCUGGUCACCGUCCGAACCGAACAACUUCGAGAACAAAGAUGAAGACUGCGUUACGAUGUAUGCCUACGGCAAGCACAGCUGGAAUGACCAGCUGUGUAACUUCCAGGCUCAGGGUUACGUGUGUAAGUCGCCGCAGAAGCCCGUCACAUCAACAACAGUUAUUCCAGGAUGCCCACCUUCGGCUUACCUGUAUGAAGGAAACUGUUACUCUUUUGUGGACACAAGGAAGUCAUUUACGGACGCAGAGAGACAGUGUGUAUCUCUGGGUGGACAUCUUGCUACAAUAGCUGACAAGUAUCAACAGGCCUACCUAUCCAGUGAGCUGUCGGGGUUAACGGGUCAGUACUGGAUCGGCUUGAAAAAAAUUUCCAAGAGAUACACCUGGACGUCCAAACAAAACCUAACGUACACUUUCUGGUCCAAGGCUCACACAGGACUGGAGAAAAACACAUGUAUAGCCAUGUCUACGGACAAACCUGUGGGUGUGUGGCAGGAUGUGGACUGUCACCGCUCUAUGGGGUUUAUCUGCCAGGUUCGUCAGGGUGGAUACACAACCCCACUCCCCACCACAGCAGCCUCCACCCUCAGGCCGGUAACCUGCCCUUCGGGCUGGCAGGAGCAUCAGGGAUACUGCUACAAGGCCUUCUAUAGUGUGGUGCCAAAAGACAGGCUAAUGUGGUCGGAAGCUGUGGCAAACUGUCGCGGUUAUGGUGGAGACCUGGUCAGUUACCAAAACAAGUCGGAGGAAGACUUCGUGUAUCAGAGCGUCCUCAAGUUCUAUUGGCGUGGUGGGGAUUUCUGGAUAGGAUUGUCGUCUCGAGAGCUUCUUCAAGGUUACCACUGGUCUGAUGGUAGCCCCUUCGGGUAUAAUAACUGGGGUCCUGAUCAACCAGAUAACAGGAAUGACAGAGCGAACUGCGUGGCGUAUAAUCAGAAAAACAAUAACUGGUUCCAUGUGAGCUGCUUUGUGGCUAACAACUGGAUUUGUAAGCUUAAAAAGGGUGUGGUUCCACCCACAAGCGUGGUCCCGCCAACCGCAGUGUCAGCACCGUCAUGUGGAGGACCUGAUUCUAAGUGGAAGUAUUACAGAGGGAUGUGUUACUUCGUGAGUGUGUCGGACAAGAAAACCUGGUACGAAGCUCGAGAUUGGUGUCACCAAAAUGGCGCUCAUCUGACCAGCAUCCACAGCAAAACAGAGAAUGACGUUCUGACCAGUCUGACUGCCAAACUGACCUACGGCAUUUACUGGAUUGGACUGAAUAGUUUAAACCUGGAUGGGUUCAAGUGGUCGGAUUCAACCAUGGUGGAAUUUGUCAACUGGGCUAAAAAUGAACCCAACGAUGGUUAUGGUGGUCAAAGAUGUGUCGACUUCUACAAUUUUAAUGGAGGUUGGAACGAUGAUAAUUGUGCUGACAAGAAUGAAUUCAUCUGCCGCAAAGUUAACGGUUCAUACUCACCCCUGCCCACUGUAGCUACAACAGUACGGCCCGGAAACUGCCCUAAGGGUUUCCAUGGAUACAAAAGCAAAUGUUUCUUUUUGGGCGGGAAUACACGGUCAUCAUUACUAAACUGGACUGCAGCGCAUGACAAGUGCCGCUCAUUCGGGAGUGGCUAUGAAAUAGCUUCCGUCAGCAACGACCAAGAACAAGCCUUCCUCACAAGUUUGCUUGGGGGAUGGAACACCAGCUUGUGGAUUGGACUGAAUGAUCUUAAGCACGAAAACCAGUUUAGCUGGGUGGAUAAUUCGGAGAAUUCCUACUUCAACUGGGCGAAGGGUGAGCCGUCUGGGAGGAUGUACGGUUUCCAGCAGGAAGACUGUGUUCAUAUGUAUGCCAUCGACUACCACGCUGGGAAAUGGAACGACGAGAACUGUGAUCUGCUGCAUGGUUACAUAUGUCAGGUGUACAAAAGUCCAUCAUUCCCUAACCCUGAAACAACCCCCUUACCGUCCUGGUGUAAAUCAGGUUACACUCUGUACGGGAAGAAUUGCUACAAACUAAUGCCAGAUCCCGUCAGUUGGUUUCGCGCCAAGUCCACCUGUCGUCUGGAUGGUUCCGUUCUGGCCUCCAUCACUAGCGUAUACGAAGAGAGCGUUGUUCGAGUGCUAACACAGGAUAUAAACCAACCAGUCUGGAUCGGUAUGCACGAUGCUGAGGUGUCCGGAACUUAUGAAUGGAUAGACAACUGGCCUAUCUUUUACACCAACUGGGCCCAAGGGGAACCUAGUAAGGAUAUCGGAGAAGGAUGUGUGUCUCUUCUGCCAAACGGGAAGUGGAACGACACAAUAUGCGGUCAGCAAUUCCUGCCAGUGUGUAAACUUAGUGCGGACAAACCUCCGCCAGUGACCAGCCCUUACCCUGGCCACUGUGCAGACAAGUCCUGGAAUAAGUGGGGAGACAUGUGUUACUAUGUGCAAAUGUCACCAAGGAGUUCCUGGCCCGAGGCUAAGUUUACCUGUGAGAGGAAGGGGAUGCAACUCGUCAGCAUUCACAGCAGGACAGAGGCAGACUAUGUCUACAAGCUGGUCAUGAAGAAGAAGCCGAGAUAUGGCAGUUCAAAUGUAUGGAUUGGUCUACUGAAAGGUGUUACGACCGGAUUCCAAUGGGCAGACAACUCGUAUGUAGAUUUUGUCACGUGGGAGGAAGGUGAGCCUUCAGAUGUGAACGGAACUCACCAUGAAGAUUGUGCAGAGCUUCAGACGAGCACAGGUCACUGGAACGAUUUACCUUGUACAACAGAUAGGGGAUUUGUCUGCAAGACUCCCGCACUCGGAAUCCCGACUACCUCUACCAGUGUGGCUACGACAACUCGUCAAAGGAUCUUACCAGCCACAUCGGCGCCCCCUAGAAGAUCGGCCCAACCCACCCAAGCAUCCACCUUAAUGCCGUGGGUACCGAGAAAAACUUUAUCAAACUCUGACCACAGUCGGCCCAUUUCCAAUCACCAACAAGCUCAAGGUUCUUCCAACACGAGUGCCGGUACGAUCGUAGGCAUCUGUGUUGGAGUUUUGCUGGCUCUUGCAUUGGUGGCUGCUGUGCUAAUCGUGCUGAAGCGACGUCAAAGAUUUGUUUACAAAAGCGGACAUCCUACAACCAGCUUUGACAAUGUUCUCUAUCCCACCUCGAGUGAUGGCGUUAGUAUACAGGAAGAUCUCGGCAACACAAACAAUGGGCAUUUACAAUCUAGCUCCACAUGAUACAUUUUUAUGCAUUUGCUUGUUUUUCAUUGCUCUAUCGUCUCCUAUAUUUCCCAUACCGGACGUCUACGCCAAUGGCGGCUAAACAACUGUAAUUAGGCAACCUAUUCUGAGUCGUUUUCUAAUUGGAAUAUUGUUGAUUUAAGUACGUCUUGAUCUUCUCCUGCACUACAUAAGCCGCAAAUGUGCUUUCUGACCCUGUCCCAAGUUUUCAUCUCUCCUUGAGCGAUAACUUUGAUGCUCAGCCUAAAACCCACCAACCAGUUCUCGAGUUAUUCUAUUCUUUAAGUCAAAACCACCUCUGCAUCCUAAUAGACCUAAUUAACUCCCAUGAUCCUCCAUCACAAUUGUUAAACUUUUGUUAUCGUAUUUGUUAUUUGUUUUUUUUUGUGGAUAUAAGAAAAAUAAACUUACUUUACUAUAAAAUGAA
Molecule: messenger RNA, 6207 nt
Organism: Liolophura sinensis
Lineage: Eukaryota; Metazoa; Mollusca; Polyplacophora; Chitonida; Chitonidae
Product: macrophage mannose receptor 1-like
Source: RefSeq, a predicted model, not a curated record